Chaetomium globosum CBS 148.51 is the source of this 3393-nucleotide messenger RNA. RefSeq lists its product as uncharacterized. Gene Ontology annotation, molecular function: heme binding; monooxygenase activity; iron ion binding. The record is from RefSeq and is a predicted model, not a curated record. The transcript is spliced from 8 exons. Lineage: Eukaryota; Fungi; Ascomycota; Sordariomycetes; Sordariales; Chaetomiaceae. Bases 1 to 3393 code for a protein of 1130 amino acids.
AUGCUCGUUUUCAUAGCCGAAGUAGCCAUUCUGGUCGCCUUAUUUAUCGCCCUCAUUUACUUUGUCUUCCUCCUACCGCCAAAAUACCCAACCAACAUUCCCGCCGUUCCUUUUUGGGUUGCCCUUUUGCCCUUCUUCAAGGAUGUUGACCAAUCAGAUAUUUUCCGCAAGUACAUCGAACAGCCUCUCAAGACCCAUGGCGCCGUGAAGCUGUUUUUCGGAGCCCAGUGGAAUAUCUUGGUGCACAAACCCUCCUACGUCGCUGAGAUAUUCAAGGACGAGAGCAUUUAUCGGAAGAGCGGAAACCAGAAAAAGAUACCGCACAGUGUCCUUGCCGAGUUUCUAGGGGACAAUAUCAUUUCCAGCCACGGGGAGGUGUGGAAAACUUAUCAAUCCGUCGUGAAGCCCGGGCUGCAGAGAAACUUCGAGGCUGAGAAGAUCGCCCAAAACGCAGACCGCUUAUGCGGCCUUCUCAAGGAGGCCCAACUCCAAGCAGAGGAUGGGGGUGUUUCGGUGCAAGAGCUCUUGCAACGGUACUCGGUAGCCAACUGCUCUGAGGUGGUGCUUCAAACCAAUCUCGAUGCCUUGACUUCGGCCAGCGCGCCCAUCAACGUUUUGCAGAGCGCCGUAAAGCGCGAAAUCUUUAAACCCGUUUUCAUGAAUUUCCCGGUUCUUGACAGGUUCCCGUUCCCGAGCCGCACCAGGGCGCGGCGGGCGGUAGACAGGUUCAAGAACGAGCUCAAACGUGCCCUCGUGGAGAGCCAGGAGCGCAGCCUCGGUCUACCGGGUUUGGCCCCGACUUCUGACGGCCUCGGGCAGAGGAUGCUGGCUGCCAGAGAGUCCGGGUUGUGGGAUGAAAAACAACUGCUAGACAACCUCACCGUUGCCUUCGUGGCGGGCCAGGAGAAUCCGCAGCUGUGCAUGAUCUCAACGUUGUACCUCUUGGCGAAACACCCGGAGGCGCAAGCUGCGCUUUUCGCCGAGCUUCAGAGCAGCGGACUGGACCGGUCCCACUUCGACCCGGACGUUCUCCAAGAGAUGCCCUUUUUGACGUCGGUGAUCUACGAGAGUCUACGGCUGUUCCCACCGAUCGGACAGCUGGUUAAUCGCAAGACGGCUGAGGACGUUUUGUUAGGCGGUGAAAUUGUUAUACCCAGAGGAACUUAUGUGGGUUACAAUUGCUACUCGACUAAUAGGGACUCGGCUGUUUGGGGCCCGCGGGCCGACGAGUUCGACCCAGACCGAUGGGGACACUCGAUGGUCGCCAUUCAGAAGCAGUAUCGACUACGGAGGGCGAAAGCUGAGUUCAUUAGUUUUCACGGUGGUCGGCGUGCAUGCCUAGGCGAGAAAUUCGCCAUGUUGCAGAUGAGAAUCACGUUGGCAACCCUUAUCCGAGAUUGGAGUUGGACAUUGGACCCAACUUGGGUUGAUAGAAAGACGCCUCGAAAUCCAGGGAGAGGUAAAGUUCCUGCAGAUCUAAACUUGAUAAGGGUAGACACUGCCAGGGGCCAAGACUUCACUGGUGCUCGUCUCAUUGCCGAGUCGUGCAACAUGGAAGGACAAGGCAGGCGCCAGCCCGUUUCCAGCCCCUUUCGGUACACACCCAGCUUUUUCAACAACCUCACAACCGUUACCAUGGAGUUCUCUAACGAAGGACAAUCUUUCUACCAUCGUUUCCAGGGCUAUUUCCUCCAAAGCAGGGACGGGGGGCUCCUGCACAGCACUGGUCCUCGCCAGCAAUGGGUCCAUGACAACUGGGACGCAAUUCAGUCCGGUUGCCAGUCGCUUGAAUAUUCGAAUGUUAAGAUUUACCAGAACCGCCAGGCGGCCCAGAACAACAACAACGCUAUCAUGGUCAACAGUCAGCUGCCGCAUGCCAACGACAUGGCCUUUGAGGAGUUCUUUGUGCAGUUGGUCCUCGAUCAAGCGGAUCUUUGCAUACGCUCUCGGCUCUCACAGACAAGGGAAAACGAUCUGGUGACAGAGGAGAUUGUAGACCUCUUCGACGGCUACCUCAGGUAUCAGGGCAAGGACGAUAGGUGGGCGUUGGGCGGGCGGGCUUACUUUACCAAGCGUGUCAGCCAUUUCACUGGCCAGAACGCCCCCAUUGAGUUUUGCCUGCCUGCCUUUCCCUGCAAGUCGUCCAACGGCGACAAGGUAACCGGGUCUGAUCCGGACUUGGGGGAGGAGCUCGCGCUUGAGCGCCUCCACGGAUUUGUUGAGGCCGUCGAACGGGUGUACGAGCCGGGUGCCAAGGUGUGGGUGAUUAGCGACGGCCAUGUCUUCAGUGACUGCAUCGGCGUCAACGAUGCCGAUGUGGAUGCGUAUGGCGAGAAGUUGAAGGCAAUGAACAAUGCUGUUGGUACCCGUAUGGGUAAUCCCGACCGCGUGGGCUUCAAGUCCCUCGUCGACUUGUUCCAGCUUCUAACUGUUGGGUCGGAAGAGGGGCUCUCCAACCUCACCCGGCGGCUCAACAUCCCUGGUAUCGACCAUCAUGUCAACACCGAGGUGACCGAGGAGGCAGAGCUGUGCCGGCGGAUCCUGAUGGCGGGAUGCGGGCCGAGAAAGGGAGCAGUCCGAGCCAAGAUUGACUCUAAGGACCCGGCCAUCACGGCACUCUAUCGUGGUUUCUCGCGGUUCAUGCUGGAGGACCUGGAGCACCACCCACAGACUCAAAACAAGAGCAAGUCGCAGCAGAAGAAGUUAUCCUCCAAAGUAGCUUUUGAGAUGAUCCUGAUGCUCUUUCCAAACCACGUCCGACUAUCCAUUCACGCACACAAUAACGCUGGCCCCAAGUUCGGCAUCCAGCUCUUCGACCCGUCCCAGGUCAGAGCUGUCGAGGCCUUGUCGGCAGACGGCGAGCUCAUGGCUUCGCUCGACCUGCUCCAUAUCCCCACGCCAUGGCACAACUCGGUCGUGCAGCUGGCCGGCAGCGACGUAAUUCUCGUAAGUAAAGCCAAGCUCGCGAGAUCGGCGCUGUCGACGGGGAACAUGACGGGCGGACUGGUUGGAGUCCAGAGCGGGAGAGCGCACUUCACAUUGGAGAGGACAGCUACUCCUGUCGCUAUUGACUUUACCGAGCCGACCGGGCCUGCCGUACCCACGGAACCCGAACAGGAGGAGCGGGCAGCUGCCGAAAAGAAGGCUUCGGUGACUAUUACAGUGACCGUCAUGGUGGAAGAGGAGUUGAAGCGUGACGCUCCGCCCACAACGGCAAAGCUUCAGCGGCGUACAACUUUAUCAGAAAAGGCCGGCGCCGUUGUCGCUGCCGUGGUCCGGCGCAACACGGGCAGCAUGCCUUCUGGGGGGAAACCGUCCGGCUCAGCGAGCCACAGGUCCUGGUUUGGAAGGCUACGGUGGGUCUUGUCGCUCUUUUGGCCUCGCGGUGUGUGA